AUGGGUCAAACACACAGCGCGCCUCCCAACGAGGCGGUGCAGUUCCGUCAGAUGGCGGUGGCGACGUAUCGCGGAGACGUCGAAGCCCUGCGACCCAUUUUCCGUCCUGAGCUACGGGGGCUGCAGAUCUCGCGUUCCACUUACUUGGACAUUUGCAUGCAGGAGCAGACACACUUGCAAACACUCACGGAUUCUCUAGAGCGAGAGGAACGACUCAACGAGUUGCAGGACGAGAAGAUGGAGUUCUUCUCGGCAGUGGAGAGGGGCAAAUUAGCGCUCGGAGAUACAUUACUGCAUAUCGCCGUUCGACUCGGACACGCAGAAGUGCUGGACUUUAUGUUGCUCACGGACUACCAGAAGCCACCCAGGACUGCAGCUACUCCAAGUACUGCGAGCAGCGUUAUGAGCAGCGCUACUACCGGCAGAGCGUCUACUGCUAACCUCGUUGCACCGCCACCUCUGCCUUCAAAUACGCCGAACUUCAAGGGUGAAUUGCCUCGAGACGUCGUAGGGACCAAUUCUUCCCUCCAGCUUCUACUGGCAACCAUCGAUGACGUGCACGAGGUCUUUGGGUCGAGUUAUCGCGAUGAGCCCAAGAUCCACCGCUUAGUUCGGUCUCUGCGACGUCUCUGGCCUUUGUGGAUGUUUGAAGGCCAACAAGAAGCUGCUGCUCUGGUACGGGUGCUCUACGAUGUACGGACCUCCGACCCAGCUUUUGGAGGUCUGGUACGCGUGGCGAUGGCUGUAGCAGAGCGAUUCCGAGUGGCUGUGUCACGCGAUGGAGUUCGUAUCGCAGUUACUUUGCUGGCAGAGCAUGAUGGGGGCAUUCACCAGGCUCGACAAGCGUGGAUGAAGGACUGGAGCAACGAACGCAAGCUCCAAGAAUUCGCCGCAAUUUUCCGGCGCUGGUUCCCCCUUUCCAAGCAGAGUGGCCGACGGAAAGACGAAGAAGAACAAGAAGCGCGUAUAGUUUUCUUUGAUGCAGCUAUGAUGACCUGGCUGCAGAUUGCGCAGGAUCUACGGCUUUUUGGGACUGGGUCAAAUGCUGGACCCGUCGAGCUGGAUGCUGCAGGGUUGAAGCGGUAUGAUUCACAAGUGUGGCAACGGCGGAUCAGUCCACCACCCGCGUCCAUAGGCGAUCUCUGCGUGCAUAUUAAUUCUCUUGAAGGGUAUUUGAGACUGCCGCACCUCAGUGUAUAG
This is a messenger RNA of Phytophthora sojae, 1200 nucleotides long. RefSeq lists its product as hypothetical. The transcript is spliced from 2 exons. The coding region runs from base 1 to 1200 and encodes 399 amino acids. Lineage: Eukaryota; Oomycota; Peronosporomycetes; Peronosporales; Peronosporaceae. The record is from RefSeq and is a predicted model, not a curated record.